AUGCAGCCUGAGCUUGCCCCUUACGACGGCCUCGAAGUAGUCCCUGGCUCAGCCCGGAAAUUGGCCAUAGCGAGCAAGAUGAAAAGCUACCACCGCCAGCUCGACAGCGGCGACUCAUGGCAGCAGGAGAAGACGCCGGCUGGCACUAGAGAGGCGCUGCCUGCUAGAAAUAGGAUAUGCGGUCUGUCGAGGGCCAUCUUUAGACUCACCGUCGUCAGCACGGUCCUGUCGCUCUUGGCCUUUUCAACGGCUGUCUCCUCGCUAUCGCCGCCGACCACGCAGACAUCACCCACCUCAGCAUUAACUAUAUCACCUCCAGCAUCUAGAAGUAUCGCCUCCUCGUCGACCUCGACCUUAAACUCAAACUCAACAACCUCAACUAGCACCCCCCGGCCGUCCAACAUUUGCCCGGGCGCCAACAACACUGUCGUGACGCCCACACUCGGCACCGUGCAGUACUCCGUAAUGUGCGAUUCAGACUUCAGCGGCAGCGGCAAGCAGGACCUUGCGUCGUACGUCACGACCUCGUUUGACGAGUGCACCGAGCUAAUGUGGCGGGCACCGGCACCCAGACGCCCGACGUGCUGGUGCCUUGGCGGUGCCGAUAAGACUGUUGUUAAGAAUGUGGGUAAUAUUGUUGGCGUGCCGCAAAGAAGCGAAGCGUGUUUCGUGUGGUAGCCUGUCGGUAUUUGCGACCCUUACAUGUAGAGGGGUUAUGUUGUUCGAUUCGUGAAUUACACUUCGUUUCCCGGUUAGCAUGGAAGAGAUAUCAUUCACGCGAACGAUAAUGGGUACUACCGGAUUUGUCAUGUGAGGUUUCGCCCUGUCAGC
Molecule: messenger RNA, 831 nt
Organism: Parathielavia appendiculata
Lineage: Eukaryota; Fungi; Ascomycota; Sordariomycetes; Sordariales; Chaetomiaceae
Exons: 4
Coding region: 1-678 (225 amino acids)
Source: RefSeq, a predicted model, not a curated record